Molecule: messenger RNA, 1238 nt
Organism: Hypanus sabinus (Atlantic stingray)
Lineage: Eukaryota; Metazoa; Chordata; Chondrichthyes; Myliobatiformes; Dasyatidae
Gene: tsr2
Product: TSR2 ribosome maturation factor
Exons: 5
Coding region: 84-638 (184 amino acids)
Biological process (GO): maturation of SSU-rRNA from tricistronic rRNA transcript (SSU-rRNA, 5.8S rRNA, LSU-rRNA)
Cellular component (GO): nucleus
Source: RefSeq, a predicted model, not a curated record
UUAACGCAGCCCGGGUCAUGGCAAACUGCGCAUGAGUAUACAGCCGGCCGCCGCUGCAGGCGCGCACGCUCGGGACGGUGGAGAUGGCGGAGCGUGGUCCCGGGCUCUUCGCGGAGGGCAUCAGGACGGCUCUGGAAGCUUGGCCCGCCUUCCAGGUGGCCUUGGAGAAUGGAUUCGGGGGAGCUCACAGCCAACAGAAAGCUGCCUGGAUGGUGACUGCAGUCGAGCAGUAUUUCCAUGACAACGCUGACCUGGAGAGCGAGGAGGUAGAGGAGCUGUUGGCAGACAUUCUGGAUAACGAGUUUGACACGGUGGUAGAGGACGGCAGCCUGUCUGAGGUGGCUCACCAGAUCUGGAGCACCUUCGCCCUGUGCCAGAGGGGUCAGGAGUCGGAGGUGAGGGCUCGCAUCCAGCAGCUGGUGGAGAGGAGGGACCGUGUGCGGGUGGAAGUGGUGCCGGCCAGAGGGUCCGGGGAAGAAGCUGAGGAAGACGACAGUGAGGAGGAUGGAGCGGAGGCCAUGGACUGUGACAGCCAGGCAGCUCCUGAGCCGAGAUCCCUCUGCCCAGCAGCAGCUGAGGGGCCGAGCAAAGAAGAGGAUCCUGAUGGCUGGACUGUGGUGCGGCGGAAAAGGAAGUAGGUGGUGAGUGGAGUUUGCUCCCCAUGUGCCUCUGUGACUUGGAAAGACUUGCCCUCACACCCCUGCCCCCUGCAGCAGGAGUUCCCUGUGAUCAACCUGGAAAAGAUGGGAGCCAGAGACUCUCACUCUGCAGCCUCACAACGGAAGCACUUGCACAGUCGCAGAGCCUGUCACUUCUUCCUGUGUUUAAACGCUUCCUCGUUGCAGUAAUCAGUCAGUCCACACCUUGUGGAUUGAAGCUCCAGUUCCCAAUCCACCACCUUUAACAUACUUGGAAACAAAUUGCAUUUUUCGACUGGCCAUGGUGUCUCAACGGGAGUUCUUCACCAGUGUGGAGCGAGACGCAGCUCCUGAAACGGGCGGAGAGCGAGAGAUGGGCAGAACAGAUGACGUUCAACCCCUGGACAUCAGCACCGACAUCCGCCUGUUCCCUGUCCAGUUCUGUCAGCAAAGCAGAGCAGCUGAAGCCAAGCCAACUUUUUAUCCCUGAUGAACUUGACUGCCACACUUCUGUGUGUCAUCCCUGGGAGGCCCAGGUCAAACUUGUAAAUAAGAAAGCAAGUUAUCAAGAACAAUACUAGGGUGAUUUGUGUUCCAGUG